CUCUCUCCUUGCUUGUGUAGUGUGUGGGUUGGGGUUGGUGGAGGCUCCUAUCUUGCCCGCACUUGGUCCGCACUUGUGCUUGGGGGGCUUUUGUGUCCGGCUUUUGCUUUGCUUUGUGUGUGCGAGUUUUUGCUUUGCUCCGCGGCGCUCCUCCUGGGCGGGAGCCGUGAGGCUCGAAGGCGGCAGCGCGGUCCCCCCCCACCCCGGGCAAAGAGCGAGCGCGCCGGCGUGAGCUGCGGGUGUGAGGUCUGCGGGGAAGGGGAUUCGCCGCGGAGAUGCCGGAGUUCCUGGAAGACCCCUCGGUCCUGACGAAAGAGAAGUUGAAGAGUGAGUUGGUCGCCAACAAUGUGACGCUCCCGAUCGGGGAGCAGCGCAAAGACGUAUACGUGCAGCUCUACCUGCAGCACCUCACGGCGCGCAACCGGCCGCCGCUCGCCGCCGGCGCCAACAGCAAGGGGCCCCCGGACUUCUCCAGCGACGAGGAGCGCGAGCCCACCCCGGUCCUCGGCUCCGGGGCCGCCGUCUCAGGCCGCAGCCGGGCCGCAGUCGGCAGGAAAGCCACAAAGAAAACUGAUAAACCCAGACUAGAAGAUAAAGAUGAUCUAGAUGUAACAGAGCUCACUAAUGAAGAUCUUCUGGAUCAGCUUGUGAAAUACGGAGUGAAUCCUGGUCCUAUUGUGGGAACAACCAGGAAGCUGUAUGAGAAAAAACUGUUGAAACUGAGGGAACAGGGAGCAGAGUCAAGAUCAUCUACUCCCCUGCCAACAAUUUCUUCAUCAGCAGAAAAUACAAGACAGAAUGGAAGUAAUGACUCUGACAGAUACAGUGACAACGAGGAAGGAAAGAAGAAAGAACACAAGAAAGUGAAGUCCACUAGGGAUUUUGUUCCUUUUUCUGAACUUCCAACUACUCCCUCUGGUGGAUUUUUUCAGGGUGUUUCUUUUCCUGAAAUCUCCACCCGUCCUCCUUUGGGCAGGACUGAACUACAGGCAGCUAAGAAAGUUCAUACUUCUAAGGGAGACCCACCUAGGGAACCUCUUAUUGCCACAACCUUGCCUGGCAGGGAACAGUUGCAGAAGUUAGCCUCUGGAGGGAAUUUGUUUACUUCCUCCAAGUCUAGCCAUGAUAGAUGUGUAGAGAAAAGUUCUUCGGCAUCUUCUCAGCAUGAACUCGCUGCCAUGUUGGUCUCUGCUGCAGCUUCUCCUUCACUGAUUAAAGAAACCACCACUACUUGCUAUAAAGAUACAGUAGAAAAUAUUUAUCGUGGAGAGAAAAGUGGAAUUCAACCAUUGUGUACUGAGAGGUCCCGUGUUUCAGAUCAGUCAGUUCUCUCCAGUGAAAGGAAAGCACUAGAAGAGUCUGAGAGAUCACAAGUAAUUUCUCCACCACUUGCUCAGGCAAUCAGAGAUUAUGUCAAUUCUUUGUUGGUCCAGGGUGGGGUAGGUAGUUUGCCUGGGACUUCAAACUCUACACCCCCACUGGAUAUAGAAAACAGAUGGAAGAGAAUUGAUCGAUCUGAUUAUCAAGACACUGAAUCCCUGUCUCCUCCACGAAAAUUCCCUAGGCCCAGUGAAAAGACAGUAGAGGAAAAGGAUUCAGGUUCCUUUGUGACAUUUCAAAAUACACCUGGAUCUGAACUGAUGUCAUCUUUUGCCAAAACUGUUGUCUCUCACUCACUCACUACCUUAGGCAUAGAAAUGUCUAACCCAUCACAACAUGAGAGAAUAGAUGCCCCAGAACUAUCUUUUCCCUUCCAUGAAUCUAUUUUAAAGGUAAUUGAAGAGGAGUGGCAGCAAAUUGACAGGCAACUGCCUUCGUUGGCAUGCAAGUAUCCAAUUUCCUCCAGAGAGGCAACACAGAUGUUAUCAGUUCCGAAAGUAGAUGAUGAAAUACUGGAGUUUAUUUCUGAAGCCACUCCACCAGUAGGUAUUCAGGCAGCUUCCACGGAGUCCUGUGAUAAACAGUUAGACUUAGUACUUUGUAGAACAUACGAAGCUGCAGCAUCAGCAUUGCAGAUUGCAACUCAUACUGCCUUUGUAGUCAGGGCUCUGCAGGCAGACAUUAGUCAGGCUGCACAAAUUCUUAGCUCAGAUCCUAGUCAUAUGCACCAGGCACUUGGGAUUCUGAGCAAAACAUAUGAUGCAGCCUCAUUUCUUUGUGAAGCUGCAUUUGAUGAAGUAAAGAUGGCUGCCCAUAGCAUGGGAUCUUCCACUUUAGGUCGCCGCUAUCUCUGGCUAAAGGACUGUAAAAUUAAUCCAGCUUCAAAGAAUAAGCUGGUGGUUACGCCCUUUAAAGGUGGAACAUUAUUUGGAGGAGAAGUACACAAAGUAACUAAAAAGCGUGGAAAUAAACGCUAAUAACGUUAAGAAUAAAGAUACCUAUUUGAUCUUUGAUACGGGGAACUUAGCAGCUUCCCUAAGAACUUCAAAUGCUUUUAUGCCAAAAUUUUCUUUGAAAAUCUUUUUUUUAGUCUCCAGGUUGGGCUGUUUUCAAAGUCAAGCUUCUACCCAUCAAAUUACAAUAUAAAAGUAUUUGCUUACAUAGAACUACCUUUUUUUAUUUUUUCAGUUGCACAGAUAGAAAAAGCCUGAUACAAACAAUUUAAAGAUUUGUAGGUCACAUUUUUGCCCCAUACAGUUCAUUCUCUCCUAUUAAGAUUUUACAAUUCUCCAAAACUAAGAAAAUGCUAAUAACUAGAAUGUAAGUGGAGUCUUCACUGAUUUAAGUUUUACUAAAUAUCUUUUCACUUUCUGGAAUUUGUCUACUUUUUUUUUUCUUUUCUUUUGUUUGUUUUUUAUUUCUGUAUUCCUUCAUAAUCUAGAUCAAUGAAAUUCAAAGUGCCAGUCUACAGACAGUUAUUGAUCCACAGAUAAGUAUGCACCAGAAUUUGGAUCUAGAGACACUUUUUAGAUCAAUGACAGUGUUUAUUUUUGUGGCAAAAUUUUAUUGAUAAAACAAUGUGCCAGUUUACAUUCUGGUACAAGUGUCUCAUUUCUUCAAGGACUGGUAGCAACAGUUCCUGGACCACACCUUACAAAAUACUUCUCUAAACCAUAUAAUUCUGGAAUAGCGCAUUCUCAUCACUGUAGUUUGUCAGAUGAACUAGACACUGGAAAAGUGGGGCUUUUUUUUUUUUAAUACUUUCAAGUUAUGUUGUGGUUCAUGGAUGAUUAGGUUUAACCUAAAUUCUAAAAAGCAAAUUUAUUAGGUUUUUAAAAAUUCAUAAGAAAUCAUAUUAUAUUCUUUUGUAUAAAGCAGUAUAUUCUGUGUUUUCAUUUCUAUGAUUGUAAGAUGAGUCUAACUGUAGAGGCAUUUAAUAAUCAAGUUUCUUUGUAUUUUUAUGGAAAAUAGUAGUAUUAAGUAUCAGCAAAAUACAGUCCCUUUGGUCCUCCUGGCCAUUAUCAUAUUCUUAGUAUACAUGUCCAUCUUUGCAGGUUCCUGGGAGUAAUUUUAUUUGUUAUUUGUCUUCUGGAAUGUACAUGUAUACAUGUACCUACUAAGUGCUAUGUGACUUUUUUUUAAAUGUAUUACUGUAGAAUGCUUCUGCAAAUUCAAUAAAGUUGUAAUUUGAACAGUUUUGUGUGGUCUCCAGAAACCUGUUGUAUGUGUGUUUU
Messenger RNA from Zalophus californianus (California sea lion), 3614 nucleotides. It is a transcript of the gene TMPO, whose product is annotated as thymopoietin. NCBI's taxonomy places the organism in Eukaryota, Metazoa, Chordata, Mammalia, Carnivora, Otariidae. The transcript is spliced from 4 exons. Gene Ontology annotation, molecular function: DNA binding. The record is from RefSeq and is a predicted model, not a curated record. The coding region runs from base 276 to 2357 and encodes 693 amino acids.